Myotis lucifugus (little brown bat) is the source of this 2407-nucleotide messenger RNA. Its product is annotated as tetratricopeptide repeat protein 13-like. The annotation marks the transcript as partial. Gene Ontology annotation, molecular function: protein binding. The transcript is spliced from 16 exons. NCBI's taxonomy places the organism in Eukaryota, Metazoa, Chordata, Mammalia, Chiroptera, Vespertilionidae. The record is from RefSeq and is a predicted model, not a curated record.
GCGCGGAUAGUAACAAGGCAUGCUUGCUUUUCAGAGUCCUCCUUCCUGAACUUCCACGACUCGGACUGCGAGCCCCGGGGAUCGCUGCCCUGCGACUCUCUGCUCUCCCUCAACACGGAGAAGAUCCUGAGCCAGGCCAAGUCUAUCGCAGAACAGAAGAGAUUUCCGUUUGCUACUGACAACGACAGCACAAACGAGGAGUUAGCUAUUGCUUAUGUGUUGAUUGGCAGUGGUCUCUAUGAUGAAGCAAUAAGACAUUUCUCAACAAUGCUUCAGGAGGAGCCUGAUCUGGUUAGUGCCAUUUAUGGCCGAGGGAUAGCCUAUGGAAAGAAGGGCCUACAUGACAUUAAGAAUGCUGAGCUCGCUCUGUUCGAACUGAGCCGAGUCAUUGCCCUGGAACCAGACCGCCCAGAGGUAUUUGAGCAGCGAGCAGAAGUGAGUGUGGUUUUCUUUUCCCUCUGCCCUUCCCAGAUUAGUUCAGACUACGCCACGGCCCACGAGGACUUCCAGCAGUCCCUGGCGCUGAACAGGAACCAGCCCAUCGCCAUGCUGUACAAAGGACUGACUUUCUUCCACCGAGGACUCCUGAAGUUACCCCUGAGACGCGAGCUCAGGCCGCACUGUCCUGGCCGCCACUCCCUCACGGUUUCUUCCGCAGCCAUGGGCCUGGCCGCCCUGGAGGUCAUGCAGGCCGUGCAGCGGACCUGGACCAGCUCGAAGGUGCGCAUGAACGGGAAGACGCGGCUGAUGCAGUGGAGGGACAUGUUCGACAUCGCGGUGAAGUGGAGACGGAUUGCGGACCCAGACCAGCCGGUGCUGUGGUUAGAUCAGAUGCCGGCCCGCAGCCUGAGCAGAGGUUUCAACAACCACAUCAAUUUAAUCAGGGGGCAGGUGAUAAACAUGAGAUACCUGGAGUAUUUCGAGAAAAUUCUUCAUUUUAUUAAAGACAGAAUUCUAAUUUAUCACGGUGCCAAUAACCCCAAAGGCUUGUUGGAGGUGAGGGAAGCCCUGGAGAAGGUGCACAAAGUGGAAGACCUGCUUCCGAUCAUGAAGUUCAAUACUAAGACGAAGGAUGGGUUCACGGUGAACACCAAGGUCCCCAGCCUCAAGGACCAAGGGAAGGAGUACGAUGGCUUCACCAUCACCAUCACCGGCGACAAGGUUGGCAACAUACUAUUUUCUGUGGAAACUCAGACCACAGAAGAAAGGACGCAGUUAUAUCACGCGGAAAUCGACGCCCUCUACAAAGACCUGACAGCCAAGGGGAAAGUGCUCAUUCUCUCGUCGGAGUUCGGGGAGGCUGACGCUGUUUGCAACUUAAUCUUAUCCUUAGUUUAUUACUUUUAUAAUUUAAUGCCACUCUCUCGAGGAUCCAGUGUGAUCGCGUACUCGGUGAUCGUGGGGGUGCUGAUGGCCAGCGGCAAGGAAGUGGCUGGGAAGAUCCCCAAGGGCAAGCUGGUGGACUUUGAAGCCAUGACAGCCCCUGGUUCCGAGGCCUUCAGCAAAGUAGCCAAAAGCUGGAUGAACUUGAAAAGCAUUUCGCCUGCUUACAAGGCCCUGCCCUCCGUGUCGGAGACGUUCCCCACGCUGCGGUCCAUGAUCGAGGUGCUGAACGCCGACUCCUCGCCGCGCUGCCUGCAGCAGCUCUAGCCGCGCUGCGGGGUUGGCACAGUAAAGGGCGGACUCGUGCUUCUUAAGUUAUUUUUUAAAACGUGGAAUUACAAAGAAAUUAGGUCCUUUAUUACUUUUGAUACCAAUUUUUGAUAGGAAUUGAAUACUUGAAAUCGUUCUCUUUACUUUCGGAACCAGAACAGAAAUCAUGAGAGGUUUGGGGGAGGGAAGGCGAGUGUACUAGCCGGUGGCUUGUGGCUUCCGCUUAAAAGUCCUACAGCUCCUCCCUUACAGCAAAAACGUUUACUUCACAACCAAAAACUAAUAAUGAAAAGGAACAGAACCAGCUGCAGCGGGAGUGUUUGCCUCCCUGUCCAGGUCUGCGUUUUCCCAAGGCUUUUUUUUUUUUUAUGCACAUCUUGCCGGGCGUCUGGCUCCGACUCCUGUGACCUCACGUGCCGGCUCUCCCUGAGGCUUCCGUGGGGGUGCCAGCCGUCAGCGCAGCGCGGAGCCCGCAGCCGGGAGCUCGGCGUUGAAUGGUGCGGACGGUUUUUGCCAGCGACCGAAACACUGAAUUAUCGAACCAUGUUUUUUUUUUUCCUCUUUGUUGGGAAAAAUAAACAGGGGUGAUUUCUCUGAAUCACUGGUGUUAGACACUGGAUCACGUAUGCUUUUAUUUUGUGAACGAGUUUCACUUCAGGCAUAAGAGCAUUCAGAAAAGUACUGAUGAUUUUUUGCAGACAGGGUACAUGACCGUGAGUGAAAUGGGCUCAUUAAACUUGCCAUUUCCAACUCG